GUCUGUGUGUCGACCCGGCGGCGUUCCGGCUGCGCGGGGUGACCCGGGGGCAGGAAGUGCCGGCGGCUCCUCCCUGCGCCCUCCCGCUCCCUCCUCCUCCUCGCCCAUGUCCAUUCCAAGAUGGCCGGGAUCCCUUUGUAUUUUGUGGAUUUGCAGGAUGACUUAGAUGAUUUUGGGUUUGAAGAUUAUGGACCAGACUGUGAUAGCAUGAGGAUAACGGCAUUCUUGGAUAUUCCUGGACAGGAUAACUUAACUCCACUGGCUCGUCUAGAAAAAUAUGCCUUCAGUGAUAACAUAUUUAACAGGCAAAUUAUUGCCAGAGGUCUUUUGGAUGUCUUUCGAGAUUUCAGUAACAAUGAAGAAGACUUCCUGACUGUAAUGGAAAUAGUAGUCAGGCUCUCUGAAGAUGCAGAACCAACUGUACGCACAGAGCUGAUGGAACAAAUACCUCCUAUUGCCAUUUUUCUGCAAGAAAGUCGACCAAAAUUCCCAACAGCAUUCUUUGAGUACCUUAUGCCCAUAGUAGUGAGAUACCUCACAGAUGUUAACAAUCAGGUUAGAAAGGCAGGUCAAGAAGCACUGCUUAUACUGCUGGAGCAAGAUCUUAUUGCUCAGAGUGACAUUGAAAAUAAGGUGUGUCCCAUUCUGUUGGACCUCUCUGCUCCUGACAGUGAUGAUGAGUACAAGGUGGAAGCUGUGAACAUAAUAUGUAAAAUGGCUUCUAUGUUGAGCAGAACGACAGUUGAGCAAAUGCUGCUUCCUCGUUUCUGUGAACUGUGCAGUGAUGGGAAGUUGUUUCAAGUCAGAAAGAUUUGUGCAGCUAAUUUUGGUGACAUUUGUAAUGCAGUUGGGCAAGAAGCCACAGAAAGACUGCUGAUUCCCAAGUUCUUUGAACUCUGUUCCGAUAGUGUUUGGGGAAUGAGAAAAGCUUGUGCUGAGUGCUUUAUGGCAGUGUCCUACACCACAUCCCCAGAAGUUCGCAGAAGCAAACUGUCCCCGCUGUUCAUCAGCCUCAUUAGUGACACUUGCAGAUGGGUUCGUCAGGCUGCUUUUCAGUCUCUCGGCCCAUUUAUUUCUACCUUUGCAAACCCUUCAAGUGCUGGUCUUUACAUUCGGGAAGAUGGGUCGCUGAGUAUCCGGCCAUUGAUGCAAGAUGUGAAUUCCAACUCCUGCCAGCCCAGCAACAACAUCACUUUAGUGCCCUCCACUACAAACGCCACGUUGCCCAGUUCAGAACAACCAGUGGAAAUCAAACCAGAACCAUCGACUGAGGAGACUUCAGCUGAAGUUAAUACAAAGCUCUCAGUUGAGAACCUAAGUAAAGAUACGCAGGAAGAAAGUUCAGAUUGUUGUACCAGUCCUGGAGAAGAUGUGUCUCGAUUGUCUCAGGGUGACAGAGUUGCUGCUGGUGUCAUAGAAGUCACUAAGGACAGCAGUUUUCCUGGAAUGAACUCAAGGCUACAGUCUGCUGAGGACGUAUUUAAUACUUUUCUGUAUUGGCGCCCUCCUCUGCCUGAUAUAAGUCAGGAUCUGGAGUUGCUUCAGUUCAAGACUGAAAAGCACAAAGAUAGCUGUUCUGUGCCGUGUAAUAACUGUGUUGCUAGUAGUGAAAUUAAAAAAGUUCUAGAAAGCUUACAAGAGCACAUAGAUGAUCCAGAUGUUCAAGCUCAGGUCCAAGUGUUGUCUGCUGCUCUCAGAGCUGCUCAGUUCGAUUCUGUUGGUGACUGUGAGGCCAAGAAACUUGAAGAAAGCAGUGGCAAACUUCAGCCCAAAACCACUUCAGAUGAAGUGGCUGUUUCAGGUGGUACCUGCAGCCAGGCAGAGGAGGACGUGCUUUCAUCCCCUGCCUCCCAGGACGACCCCAGGGACCUGUCUGCCAGCGGUGCACAGAGCAGCACAGAUUUGGAGGAACCACGCAGAGGAACCAGUGUAUUUUUAAAGAAAGAGCAAGAAAAUAAUCCACCACUUGAAGAUGACAAGUCAAAAUUGCAGGAUAUCAUACCUCAGCCUUUGCUGGACCAGUACUUGUCGAUGACGGACCCGGCUCGAGCCCAGACCGUUGAUACAGAAAUAGCCAAGCACUGUGCCUACAGCCUGCCUGGGGUGGCCUUGACACUGGGCAGGCAGAACUGGCACUGCCUGAAGGAUACCUACGAGACGCUGGCCUCUGAUGUACAGUGGAAGGUCCGUCGCACGCUCGCCUUCUCCAUACACGAGCUGGCUGUUAUCCUGGGGGACCAGCUGACAGCUGCUGACCUGGUGCCCAUUUUCAAUGGGUUCUUGAAAGACCUGGAUGAAGUUCGCAUUGGUGUCCUUAAACAUCUGUAUGACUUUCUAAAGUUACUUCAUGCAGACAAAAGGCGAGAGUAUCUUUACCAGCUUCAAGAAUUUGUGGUGACUGAUAACAGCAGGAACUGGAGGUUUCGUUACGAGCUGGCAGAGCAGCUGAUCCUGAUCCUGGAGCUCUACAAUCCCAAUGAUGUCUAUGAUUACUUACGGCACAUCGCGCUCACGCUCUGCUCCGAUAAAGUCUCUGAAGUUCGGUGGAUCUCCUUCAAACUGGUGGUAGCAAUUCUACAGAAGUUCUAUGCAAACAAUGCAAAUGCACUGGGAUUGAAUUUCAUUAAUGAACUCGUUGUGCGGUUUCGUCACUGCUCCAAAUGGGUUGGAAGACAAGCGUUUGCCUUCAUUUGUCAGGUUGCAGUGGAAGAAGAGUGCAUGCCUGUCGACCAGUUUGUUGAACACUUACUCCCCAGUCUUUUAAGUCUGGCUUCAGAUCCGGUGCCAAACGUGAGGGUCCUGCUGGCCAAGGCUCUGCGGCAGACGCUGUUGGAGAAAGCUUAUUUUAAGAGUGUUGGCAAUCCUCACCUAGAGGCUGCAGAAGAGACUGUUCUAGCCCUGCAGUCUGACAGAGACCAAGACGUGUCCUUCUUUGCCACCAUCAAACUCAAGCAGGGUAACACGGACAGCACCGCCAUUGAAAAACACAACUAGUGUGUUCUGUAGACACUGAACAUCAGUGUUUGGCCUCAUGGGCAUGGCCAGGAUGAAUAAUGGGGACAAAUAAGGAGGUUUUUGUUACCGAUGUGAGCUGGAAAGGGUCUAUUGAGAAACGUUGCAAUUUUCAUCUUGUGAGCACCUUUCUCUGCAGCUGUGUCUGUCUGAUACACACGAGUGAUUAAUGCCGCUUUUUACUGUGUAAAUGCGGGUGAUAACUCUGAUCUGGUGUGCAGUGAAGUGUUGUGUGUAAGGUCUCACACCACACAGUGUUUCAGUGUCAUGGGAAUUCAUAUUUCAGCUUCUCACAAAAUAUUUCCAGUAGUAGAGCAGUCUGCUAUAAGCUUUAAAAUGGUUUCAAAAUCUUAAACUUGAUCAUAGAAAACUUACAUUAAGAUAUUCUUUCCUUCUAUUAUAGGCUUGUAUUGUUUCAAGUAUUUACUGGAAAAAAAAAUUACAUAUGUGAAUAACUUCAAAUUUUAACAAAAAAGGAUGAAGAACUUAAUUCUGUGUCAGUGGAAAAAAGCUCAAAAAUCAUUUCACUUUAUGGAGUAGUUACUCUGCUAGAAAUAAGGCAUGGUUCAUUUUUACUUAAUAUAAUGUGAUGUUUUUCAAAGCACAGAGAGCUUAAGAUGCUUUAUAUUGUGGCUCUUCUAUUAAUUUGUUAUUUCUGAGCUAUACCCCUAGAGCAGGUAACACCUCUGUUUCGUUACUGCCAGCUCUGAGACUCAGAGCAGGAGAUGACUUUAUGGCCCAGACUGAGAAUCGCUCCUCCUGCCCCAGCACAGUCCUGGUGUUGAAGGGGCUCAGCUGGGGCUGGAUCUGUAGGGAGGGGGGCAUUAUACAGUUUUACAGACUCAUGGUCUUGGUUGGGUUUUUUUACAUCAUUUGAAAAACACCUUGAAACUGGUCCAAGACCCCAGGCAGCUCCCCAUCUCCACAUUCUGACACCCCCCAAGUGGCAAGUCCUCAGGGGAAGGAGGUGCUGCUCUUUGACUUCUGGCUGAAGGGUGCGGUCUGGGGCAAACAGCAGGGGAACUGAGGUCCUUGGGCUCCAGGAGGAUGUUUUCUGUGUGGUGUUCAGGUGUUUUGGAAGAAAAAAGGAACACAAAGAACACAGUUCUGUUAAUAAAAUGGGAUAGCUUCUGACCAGUUAGAAAAAUUACAAAGCUAGGAUUUUUUUUGUGGAUCCUGUCUUCUGUUCUGUCCCAAAUCUGCAGAUAAUGUGGGGCCUGGAAAAUAGUCUUAGGUUUUUUAGAUUGUGGAUUGGACCUUUGUCCUGUUUAAAACCUAAUGCUUAAAUACUAAAGGAAUGGUUUCAUGUAAUAACAGUUACUUUCUCUCUGUGAUCACAACACUUAUCACCAAUAGACCCUUGUAAAUAGUUCCCCUUAUUUCACUGCUGCACUAGUGAGUAGUUCACAUGGGUGAAGACUUUAAAAGAAAUUACUUGGUUCUUUUUUGUUUAGUUUUGAAUCUGGCUUGUCUGCAAUAGAGCCAGUAGGUUCCUCAGCUGGAUUCUGUAAUUUUGGAGGGCUCAGUUUUGUUGAAGUUUAACAAGUCUUGUAUUAUACCGUGUACAGUAUUUGUAACAAUUGUUUUCUCCUGAGAUUGCAGAAGCUCUGGGAAGCUGCAGGCGGAGCUGUGCCUCUGCUGUCGCUGCCGGGACACAAACAGCAUGAGCUCUCUGAACUCUGCAACCUUCUACCCUUAAUUUUUUACAAUUUUUUUAUAAUUUAAAACAAAUGCUUCUUCAGUACAGACUUUUUAUGAUUGCAACUUCUUAACAAAAAGAUCUCUCAAGUUAGUUUUUUCUAGUUCUAGUAUCUUUUUCUAAUGCUGGCAUUAUACUAGUAUUUUCUAACAGUUCAAAUUUUCUAAGGCCUUUCUGACAAGGUUUUACUUCUGUUUUUUAUCAGUUCAUUAAAUUUCUCAGCACUGAACACAUUUUUUUAAGUGUGUGUAUAUGUAAGUAUGUUUGAAAUGUACUGUAUAUAAAUUAAAUACUUUGAACGUUAACCCAACCCAGGACUCCGUUUAUCAGAUAAUCUUAAAUAGUUAAUCUUGCAAUAAUCCCCUGGAACACACAAGCUUCCCUGUCCUUUAGCGUGUUUGGUUGGUGUUCAUCAAGAGUUUGUCAUUAGAACGUCACCAGUUAAAACCCUAGUUGUAGAAUUUCACUAAAUAGCUCAACAAAGUUUGCUUUUGACAGUGUUUUGGUACCUCUCUGGCUCCAGGAAUCACCUCUGCUCUGAUGGUGUGGUUCCAGUGGAAUGACUCAAGGUGGGUUGAACCCCUGCAGGGGCAGAUGCAGCACCAACGGGGCAUCGCAGGUCGGGGGGGGUGCAGGCAACGUGCGGGUCUGGAAACAGAUUUACCUCAACAAGGUUUGUCUUUGCUUUAGUUUUAAAUUAGAAGUGAUUUCAGCAUGAGUAAAGACUGCACUUUACGUCUUGUACUAGACAAAUGUAUGCAAUGAUGAGUAACGCGGUGUGUUCACAUACAAUUCUCUGGGCUGUUUAAAUUAUGCAAAAAUAUGUAUUUUAAAAGCCAGGAGGAGCAAAGUUAGGUCGUUGAUCCACUUCCACAACAGUGGUAAGAUACCACUUGUAAAAAUUUCUAGCUAAGGAACAUGAAAACAAGGUUAGUGGGUGCAAUAUUGCUCUGAUGCCAGAGGACAUUAUCAGGCACUCAUGAUCCAAAGUGUGUUGGUGUUUCCUGGAGCUCGGGCUGGGUGGGGUCUGAGGUGUGACACCCCCUCGGUGGGGUCCAGCACUGGUCUCUGCACAGCGUUUGGGGACACUCUGGAAGUGUCAUUCAUUUGUCAGAAUAGAGAAUCUAUGUAACUUUGUAUUUAUCUCAAUAAAUCCUGUGACUGUUUUAUAAA
Calidris pugnax (ruff) is the source of this 5884-nucleotide messenger RNA. Its product is annotated as serine/threonine-protein phosphatase 4 regulatory subunit 1-like. Bases 121 to 2994 code for a protein of 957 amino acids. NCBI's taxonomy places the organism in Eukaryota, Metazoa, Chordata, Aves, Charadriiformes, Scolopacidae. The record is from RefSeq and is a predicted model, not a curated record. The transcript is spliced from 20 exons. Gene Ontology annotation, molecular function: protein phosphatase regulator activity. Gene Ontology annotation, biological process: protein dephosphorylation.